Hydra vulgaris (swiftwater hydra) is the source of this 678-nucleotide messenger RNA. RefSeq lists its product as uncharacterized. Lineage: Eukaryota; Metazoa; Cnidaria; Hydrozoa; Anthoathecata; Hydridae. Gene Ontology annotation, molecular function: nucleic acid binding. The record is from RefSeq and is a predicted model, not a curated record.
AUGAAACUUUCAAAGAAAAGAUCCGAAGAUGAAAUACUUCAAAAAUCAUGUGAUGAGGUAUCUGAUAUUAAAUCUGAAUCUUUAGAAAUUGUUGAAGUUGUUAUCAGCAAAACAAACUCUUUUAUACCUACUAAUAGUAAAUGGAGAACAAAGAAAUGCUCCCUGUUGAAGAUUUCUUUAACUAAUAAAACACCUUUUAAAAAAGGUUUUGCUGUACGAAAAAAAAAGUUACAAUUGGGAAAACCGAUUAGUGUUGAUAAAAUUGAAGGUGAUGGGAAUUGCUUAUUUCGAGCUUUAAGUCAGGAAGUUUGUCUAAGUCAAGAGUUUUAUAAAAUACUGCGUCAACUAGCAAUUGAUACUCUUUUAAAAGCGGAAUAUAGAAAUGCUUUUGAUGCUUAUAUAUCAAAACCAGUUUUAAAAUACAUUAGUGAUUCAAAAAUGGUGACUGACCAAAUAUGGGGCACUGAAGUCGAAAUACAUGCAUUAGCAACUGCCUUGAAUACACCGAUUGCUGUUUACUAUAAGCCCCCUGAAGCUUCUGUAUUUUCGUGGUUUUUUUACAAAUCUCUUCUUCAAAAUACAAAUGGGUUUAAACUAAUGGAAAUAAAAGAAAAUGACCAAAUAGUUUAUCUGCAAAAUACUUGUGUACAUUAUGAUAGAAUUUUAGCUGUCAGUUGA